Messenger RNA from Colletotrichum costaricense, 2109 nucleotides. RefSeq names its product cutinase transcription factor 1 alpha. Gene Ontology annotation, biological process: regulation of DNA-templated transcription; DNA-templated transcription. Bases 1 to 2109 code for a protein of 702 amino acids. The record is from RefSeq and is a predicted model, not a curated record. The transcript has a single exon. Lineage: Eukaryota; Fungi; Ascomycota; Sordariomycetes; Glomerellales; Glomerellaceae. Gene Ontology annotation, molecular function: DNA binding; DNA-binding transcription factor activity, RNA polymerase II-specific; zinc ion binding.
AUGACAAACCUCCGCAGGAGAGCGCGCCAGGCAUGUCAGGCUUGUAAUGCGCGACGCGUCAAGUGUAAUGUAACCGAGCAAAGACCUUGUCGCAAUUGCACAACAGCCGACACGCCUUGUGAGCUCCGUGAGUCGAGACGGGGCAAGCAUCCUCGCCCAUCACGGCGAAACGCAAAGCCAGACAACCAAGGCGGGCUAGAUCAGGCUGAUUCCUCACCUUCUUUUAUCGAUACAAGUGUCCUUGAUGAGUCAGUGGCGACUGGAAACGAUGAGCACUUUGCCGCUUCUCAAGCACUUGCCGACCUUGCAAGAUAUCGGGAUGUAGAAGGCUUGGGCGAUCAGACAUGCAUCACAGUGCAGCCUCAGUCACCUUUAAUAGCACCAAACAACGGACAGGAGGACGACAGCUCGGUGUUCCUCGGCGAGUCAUCCUCAAUACGUUAUGUCACCAACAGCAAUCCAACGCCGCCAACAGCCGGUACAUCGCCACCAGAAAACCUAAGGUUUCUGCAUGCCGUUCCUCACGCUGUAAGAGCUGACAACUUACUGCCGGAAUGGGAAGUAGAGCGCAGAAAGUCGAGGAUUAGUUCUCUAAAAGCAGAAGGCGCCUUUUCAUUUCCACCUGUGCCAGCCGUGGAAACGUUGCUUAAGGCGUACUUCCAAUGGUUCCACCCAGGCUUCCCUGUUGUGGAUGAGGUAGAUGUUUGGACGAGCUUCAAGGAUGGCACCUUAUCCCCUUUGCUCCUACACGCGAUCCUCUUCAUAGCUGUCAUUCACUGCAAGGAAGAUGAUCUACCAGCCGUUGGACUCGGAGGCCGUCAUGUUGCCAAGUGGGUGUUCUACAAUCGCGCAAAGGACAUUUACGACGUCGAGUUUGAGCCAAAAAAGUUCACAGUCACCCAAGCUUUGUUUCUUAUGAGCUUUUGGAGAGCUGGAUUGCUCCUAGAGAAGGACGCCCGGCACUGGCUUGGCGCAGCCAUCAGUCUUGCUCAGACGAAGGCGCUCCACCGAUCCUCGAGAUCCGCUGUAACCGAGAAGAGGACCGAGAGACUUUCUAGACGCUUGUGGUGGGCCAUCUAUGUCCGCGAAAGGCAGUGUGCUGCAGCAUUGGGCCUACCAAACCGGAUUCGAGACGAAGAUUGUGAUAUUGAGCCGUUAGAGCAACUUGAUUUCGAGCGUGCGUUUGACUCGACGUUGCCGAUUCACAAAGCCCAAGAGUAUAUCGCAUACUUCAUCAGCAUUGCUCAACUCUCUAGAGUACUGGGGAAGAUCGUUCAUAGCGGAUACCUCCCCAGCAAGUCACUAUCCCCGAAUGAUCGGUCUCAAAUGAGAGACGACCUCGUGAGAUGGAGACAGCAACUUCCUGCAGUCAUGUCCCUCGCCAACAACGAAUUUGAUGAUGCGGCGGGCUUUCAUGCCAGUAUGUUGCAUCUGGCAUACAACAACCUCCUCAUCCUAUUGUACAGAUCAGGUUGCAUUGGCAGUGCUGAAGAAAGUCAAGAAGUCGACGGGCAGAUCGCCCUUCAGGCUGCGGCAAGGAACUCCCGCAUCAUCGAGGAUAUGCUGCUGGAGGGGGAUCUGCGUCACGGGCAAAUUCACGUCAUAACGAACCUCUUCAACACGCUUUGUAUUCAUACGGUUCAUCUUCGUUCUUCAAAUGGUGCCGGAAGGGCGAUCGUUGAGCACAGAGCGAAAGUUUGUCUUUUGGGCCUGCAAGAGCUACAAAAAACGUGGGAGGUUAGGAUGUGGGUGCUGCAGUUAUUUUUUCAGUAUCUGGAUCGAUCUACGGCGGCGCGAUUACGGAUGCAGGAUGAUAUCUCUUUCGUAUCUGGACUUGACAGUGUGCAGGAUGUCAAUAACAAUCCGACGGUGAUGGGUGGCCUCAACCAUGGCUCGGCUGAGCAUAAUGGGGAGGAUGGACUUGAUGCACUACUAGCGUCUGAACCUCCAUGGUCAUGGUCCACCGAAGAGGCGAAUCAAUUCCUGUUUACACAGAUUGAAAAUGACUUCGCUUUCGGCGAGGGAGGCAUAUUGAAUUGGAAUACUGGCACACCGGCUACCAAUUUGCCAUCAGUCGAUAGUAACUCGCCGACAACUGUGGGCUUCUGA